AUGCGACCAGCAGCUCUUCAAGCAUUUCUGGGAGGGGCAGCCGGGCGCUGGGCUGAGCGCCGAGCUCGGGCUCAGCCGGAGGCUCAGCCCCGGCAGGUGCGGACUGGGAACACUGGGCAUGGUGGGACUGGGGAAACUGGGAACACUGUGAUUGGGGGCACUGGGAACGCUGGGGGCCUUGAGCCCCCCCAGAGCUCCGGGCUCAGCCCCGGCAGGCAUGGGGAGGGCCCGCUCAGUGACACGUGCAGCCGCAAGACGCUGUUCUACCUGAUCGCCACCCUGAACGAGGCCUUCCGGCCCGACUACGACUUCAGCGCCGCCAAGAGCCACGAGUUCAGCCGCGAGCCCAGCCUCAACUGGGUGGUGAAUGCCGUGAACUGCAGCCUCUUCUCGGCCGUGCGCGAGGAUUUCAAGGCGCUGAAGCCGCUGCUGUGGGACGCGGUGGAUGAGGAGAUCUGCCUGGCCGAGUGUGACAUCUACAGCUACAACCCCGACCUGGACUCGGAUCCCUUCGGCGAGGACGGCAGCCUCUGGUCCUUCAAUUACUUCUUCUACAACAAACGCCUCAAGAGGAUCGUCUUCUUCACCUGCCGCUCCAUCAGUGGCUACGCCUACACCCGGCCGGACACCGGGACCGAGCUGGACAUGGACCUGGGCGAGGGCGACGCCGAGAAGGGCGACAGCGGCGACCCCGAGGGCGGCGGCAUCGAGGAGGACAGGCCGCAGGUGAUGUGCAUGUGAGAUUCCCGGCGGGAUCCGAGACACCGGGAACGGAACCGGCAACGGGAACGGAACCAGCAAUGGGACUGGAAAUGGACUGGGAACCAAACCGGAACCGGGAACGGAACCGGAACCGGGAACGGAACCGGGACUGGGAACCGAACCGGAACCGGGAACGGAACCGGGACUGGGAAUGGAACCGGGA
Camarhynchus parvulus is the source of this 925-nucleotide messenger RNA. RefSeq names its product repressor of RNA polymerase III transcription MAF1 homolog. Bases 1 to 741 code for a protein of 246 amino acids. Gene Ontology annotation, cellular component: nucleus. The transcript has 7 exons. Lineage: Eukaryota; Metazoa; Chordata; Aves; Passeriformes; Thraupidae. Gene Ontology annotation, molecular function: RNA polymerase III core binding. Gene Ontology annotation, biological process: negative regulation of transcription by RNA polymerase III. The record is from RefSeq and is a predicted model, not a curated record.